Messenger RNA from Mollisia scopiformis, 591 nucleotides. RefSeq lists its product as uncharacterized. Bases 1 to 591 code for a protein of 196 amino acids. The record is from RefSeq and is a predicted model, not a curated record. The transcript has a single exon. NCBI's taxonomy places the organism in Eukaryota, Fungi, Ascomycota, Leotiomycetes, Helotiales, Mollisiaceae.
AUGAAGCAUCACCUCUCGAAUAUGUUACUUGUACUUACAGGCUUCUUAGCUGCAGUUACAUGCACCGCCAUCCCUCUAUCUGGUACACAGCGCGCCAAUACCACCAACCAUAUCUCCCCAAGAACAAAUGAUGUCACAAUAUAUGACUUCGUUUAUACAAUCGCUGGAGAAUCAAAGUACAAAACUUAUAUCUGCGAGGUUUAUCCAGAGCCCAACGUUUGCAUAGCUACCAUGGUCGACGUAUUUACGCAAUACUCACAUUCAGACUAUGUCCAGAUGUGGAUGUUCGACAACAAGUGCAACCAGAUCGGAAAUAAUGGCAACACGGUUACCAGAGACGAUCUCGCCGCCCCCGGCGGAUGGGGCUUCUCUUCUGAACUCGAGGACUUUCUUGUCGUCCAUAUCCCCAGGGAUUGGCCAAAUUCCGGUCAAGCUACUUUCGAUUACAACAGUCAAACCACGCUGCAGCCGGACCCAGACAAUCGUUAUAACAGCCAGAUCUCGGUGGGUCCACCCUCACAAGAAGAAACAGACGGAUUUAUCUAUACUCUUGUGGGCCAAUUUGACUGCACCUCUCCUACUCGAAGGUGA